This is a messenger RNA of Orycteropus afer afer, 1128 nucleotides long. The record is from RefSeq and is a predicted model, not a curated record. Lineage: Eukaryota; Metazoa; Chordata; Mammalia; Tubulidentata; Orycteropodidae.
AUGAGGCUGCGAGAAAGGACCAGGCAGUGGAAAGAGGCCUGGGCAGCACAGCGCGCACUGCGGGCCCAGGAGGAGCGGGGCAUGGCAGGGAGCCCAGGCAGCGUGCUGGCGCCCGUGGCCACGCCUGCGGUGGCUCCCACACAGGAGCGCGCACGUUGCCAUCAGCACCGACGCCCUGGUGGUCUGCCGUCCUGGCUCCUGCGUGACUCCUGGCACUGCACGGUGAGAGAGCCCGGGCCCUGGUCCCGGACACAGAGGUUUGCUUUGGCUCACGGUUUUGUGGUGAAGCAUGACCUGCAUGACCUUCGUGAUGAGCUUCCUGAGGAGCAGACGCCAUCCUCACCUGAGGGCCGAGUGGCCUCGGCGGGCAGCGGGCGCUGGGCUAGGUCUAGGCCUGCGUCCCAGCGCCUUGCGGGUGCCCUGAGACAUCGGAGCGACGUGUCCUUGUCCCCCGUGGGCAGCCAGCGCGUGCGGCCGCGACCCCGCAGGUACCUGGGGGCGGGGGUCCGGGAGGGGGGAGGGUCCCCACGGGGCGGACCUGCGGGUGCCGCGCAGCCACUGCCGACCUCUGACCUGCGACGUCCGCCCCAGCCCACGGCGGCUCGUGGGCCCUGCGCGGGUCACGUCCAGGACCCGAGUGUACCCCGGGGCAGGGGCAGCGGGCCCCCCGUCCCAGCCAUGAAGACCAAGAGCCGAGCCACCGGGCGCCGGGGGUCCCCGCAGGGCGCAGAGGCCGCCGGCGCCGGGGAGCGGGCCGCCGAGCGGCAACAGAGGCCCGGGCCGGGCGGCCGGCGCGAGAGCAGCGUGCAGCGGCGCCUGGAGAGCAACGAGCGGGAGCGGCAGCGCAUGCACAAACUCAACAACGCCUUCCAGGCGCUGCGCGAGGUCAUCCCGCACGUGCGCGCCGACAAGAAGCUCUCCAAGAUCGAGACGCUGACGCUGGCCAAGAACUACAUCAAGUCGCUGACGGCCGCCAUCCUGACCAUGUCGAGCGGCCGCCUGCCGGGCCUCGAGGGGCCCGGCCCCAAGCUCUACCAGCACUACCAGCAGGGCGCCAGCGAGUCCCCGCCCGAGGGCCACCUGCAGCGCUACUCCACGCAGAUCCACAGCUUCCGAGAGGGCACCUAG